GUUUAGGUAGGUAGGUACAUAAGUUGCUACCCCUCUACCGCCAUCCAUCUACUAUGUACUAGUAGUAGUUAUCUCCACAACCCAAUGUUCAGAGCACAAAGCCACCGAACUUAAAUCAAACUUAUCUAAUCUCACAACUUGAAGACAUUUGAAAUAAACUUAGCUCACAAAAAGCUUUAGACGUUGAAUAAUACCGAUCAUUUGCAUACUUCAUAUCGUAUAUACUCAUCAAUACUACCUAGUGCUACAGAGGUAUUAUGUAGUAGGCAGCCUAGCUUAUCAACAUGCCCGAUUGGCGAAACGACUAUCUCUCCUCCCUGCAAGAAGCAGAGCGGAACAAUCCUGUGAACAAGGACCUCGUCGAAGCCUGCUCCCAGCUUGCCGAUCGUCUAUCCGCCCUCGAGGCCGAGAAGGCUCUGUGGCAAAAGACCUCUACUACUACGAAACCAUCCCCGUCGACCGAAAAGCUAGCCUCGGGCAAACCUACGUCAGCGACCGACACGGCCGGCAGUGCAGACCCCACCAUCGCACAGCUGAGACUAGAGCUAGCCGAGGCGCUGCGGUCAAAGGGCCAGCUACAAGGCCGCCUCAAGGCUGCCCAAGAUGAGCUGAAAACCUUGCGGUCGGGGACCCAGGGAAGUGCUAAGCGAAUUAACGAGCUAACGGCCGAGAGGAAUGCCCUCAAAGCGAAAUUAAAAGAUCGCAACGAGGAGCUUGCUGGAAAGAACAAGAUGCUCAAGGACAUACAAGAUGACAACUUGACUUUAAACAUCCAGCUAGACGUCACGGAGCAGAAAGCAGCCAAGAUUUCUGCCGAAAAUAAGGAACUGGUGGAACGAUGGAUGAAGAGGAUGCGACACGAGGCGGAUGCCAUGAACUUGGAAAACGAAACACCUGGUAGUAAGAGUCGGAGGUGACGGACGCCUGGCCUAGCAGAAUGAUGGAAGGAAGA
Messenger RNA from Hypoxylon fragiforme, 952 nucleotides. RefSeq names its product autophagy protein 16. The record is from RefSeq and is a predicted model, not a curated record. Lineage: Eukaryota; Fungi; Ascomycota; Sordariomycetes; Xylariales; Hypoxylaceae. The coding region runs from base 285 to 917 and encodes 210 amino acids. The transcript is spliced from 3 exons.